This is a messenger RNA of Trypanosoma conorhini, 2127 nucleotides long. RefSeq names its product putative fatty acyl CoA syntetase 1. Bases 1 to 2127 code for a protein of 708 amino acids. Gene Ontology annotation, molecular function: long-chain fatty acid-CoA ligase activity. The transcript has a single exon. Gene Ontology annotation, cellular component: membrane; endoplasmic reticulum. The record is from RefSeq and is a predicted model, not a curated record. NCBI's taxonomy places the organism in Eukaryota, Euglenozoa, Kinetoplastea, Trypanosomatida, Trypanosomatidae.
AUGAACACGGUGGCGGCAAUGAAGCUCUUGGAGACCUCCUUGUUCUCCCUCAUGGAUCAGGAGAACAACCGCCGCAUGGUGCCCCACGAGGACAUCCAGCGGAUCUGGAAGUACGGGGCCCAAAACGAGCCGCUUCCGGGAACAGAAACUGGAAACAUGUCAGCUGUUUACCGCCGCGUUGGCACAAAUGACGAGGAACACGAAGAGCUCUGCCGUGAGUGGUACUACGGUGCAAACAUGCCUCAGAGAUUCAAGAACAUCUGUGAGAAGGGUGGGAGUCGUAACGCCUUUGGCUAUCGCCCCUUGCAGCGCGUCUCAAAGGAGGUUUUGAAGGGCCCACAUGGCCUGGAACGGACGUAUGCCAUCAGCUACUUUUCCGAGACUCAGUACAUUGACUUUGACACACUUUGGGGAUACAUCGUGGCGUUUGGGCGUGGCCUGAUCGAGCUCGGGAUUCCGCCCAACGCCAACGUCGCCAUUUAUGAGGAGACCCGCUGGGAGUGGCUGGCGACCAUCUACGGCAUUUGGUCGCAGGGCAUGGUGGCCUGCACGGCGUACGCCACGCUGGGCGAGGACGCCUUGGCGUACGUGUUUAGAGAGACGGCAAGUGCCGCCGUUAUAUGCAACGCGGCGUCUGUGCCGAGUCUGCUGCGUAUGAUGCGCGAGCAUGUGAUACAGCCGAUUGCCAUUAUUUAUCUGGGGCAGUUGCCGCCAGAUACUGAUACCGGCACUUGCCGCGUGAUCUCCUGGUACCAUGUCGUGGACAACGGCCGCAUUUCAGAGGAGCCCCUGCGAAUACCGACGGACAACGAGAAACUGGCCUUCGUCAUGUACACAAGCGGCACCACGGGGGACCCAAAAGGGGCGAUCCACACACACGGCUCCCUCGUCGCCGGCGUGUUGGCCUGUGCCGACCGUGUGCAAGACCUCAUUGGCCCGUUUCAGACGGGGGAGGCGUACUGCGCCUACCUCCCACUUGCCCACAUCUUUGAGUUUGGCAUCGUCAACAUCUUCCUGGCGCGGGGAUCGUUGGUUGGCUUUGGCACUCCCCGCACUCUGCUCGACACAUACGCCCGCCCGCAUGGAGACUACGUCGAGUACAAACCCGUCUUCAGCAUCGGUGUGCCACGCAUCUUUGACACAAUCAAGAAAACCGUCGAGGGAAAGCUGGCGCCGCGUGGCUCGCUGGAGCGCCACACCUUCGAUCACGCCUUUCAGAGCCGUCUACAUGCGCUGAAGGCCGGAAUGGAGACGCCGUACUGGAAUGAGGUGGUGUUCGGCCCCUUUCGCCCGAUGCUUGGAGGGAAGAUGCGCACCAUGCUGUCAGCUGGCGGCCCCGUCAGCGCCCCCACGCAAACGUUUGUCAACGUCGUCUUUGGGUUGAUGGUUCAGGGAUGGGGCCUCACAGAGACGGUGUGCGUGGGGACAAAGCAGCUCUGCGGCGACAUUGAAACCGUUGUGGCGGGGCAACAGGAGCGCGCUUGCGAGAUGCGUCUUCUUGACGUGGAGGAGUACAGACACACCGACACGCCGGAGCCGCGGGGGGAGAUUCUGCUGCGUGGCCCGUUUCUCUUCAAGGGGUACUACAGGCAGGAGCAACUCACGCGGGAGGCCAUCGACGAGGAGGGGUGGUUCCACACAGGGGACGUGGGCAGCAUCACGGCGAACGGUCGCCUUCGCAUCAUUGGCCGUGUGAAGGCGCUGGCGAAGAAUGUGCUGGGCGAGUACAUCGCGCUGGAGGCGCUGGAGUCGAUGUACGCACACAACGCACUGUGCAUGCCUAAUGGUGUUUGUGUGCUUGUCCAUCCCGCCCGUGCCUACAUUUGCGCGUUGGUGCUGACGGACGAGGCAAAGGCCGUCAGCUUCGCGCGGGAGCAGGGCAUUGAGGGCAGUUAUCCUGAGCUCCUGCGUGACCCGGAGUUUCAGCGCAGGGCCACUGAGUCCAUGCAGGCAACGGCGCGUAAAGUGAAUCGGCAGAAGUUUGAGUGUGUGCGUCACGUCUGUGUCGUUGGUGACGAGUGGACGCCUGAGAAUGGGAUCCUCACCGCGGCCGGAAAGCUGAAGCGCCGCGAAAUUGACAAGCGGUACGCCGACGUCAUUCAGUUGUUGUUUGUGGAGGAGUCUUAG